Messenger RNA from Cavenderia fasciculata, 3837 nucleotides. RefSeq lists its product as uncharacterized. Lineage: Eukaryota; Evosea; Eumycetozoa; Acytosteliales; Cavenderiaceae. The transcript is spliced from 4 exons. The record is from RefSeq and is a predicted model, not a curated record. Bases 1 to 3837 code for a protein of 1278 amino acids.
AUGUAUAGUACUACAUUACAUACUACUUGGGGUUUGAAAGAAGAUUUGGAAUAUAAAUGUUUAUUAUUCAAGAGAUUAUUAAACAAUGAUAGAGUGUCAAAGGUGAUUUGGUUGAAUGUACACAAGAUAUUGGUUCAAUAUACAAGGAGUUUUAAAAGUGAAUAUCAUCAGAUCACUGCAUACACUCAUUAUCCGAGGGCAAUGCUAUUUAAAUAUCGUGACUAUGCUAGUGUUAGAUGUCUAUCUACACUACUCAAUCGGUUUGGAUGGGAGCAGAUUGACAAGUUGUUUGUCAAUGAUUCAACUCAUUUCUUGGAUGAUACAAUGAUUGAGGAAUUGUCGUAUCUGCGACCCGACUAUAUAUACCAUCACAGUAAUCGUAAUAGUGAAUGGGGAAAACAAGUCUACGGGAUUAUACAAUGUGAAGAAGAGGUUCAAAAGGAUUAUCAAGCAUACGUGGACAACCCAAACAAUUGGAAACAUCCAGAUACCCUAGAACAAGAGCAUCCAACCCAAUACUUGAUUGAUCAAAUAAGACAAUGUACAUUUACCACAAAGUACACCUCAACACAAAAGAAACAAUACAUAACUCAAAUACUCAACAACUUUAAAACACCUACAAUAUCUCAACAACAAAAACAACAAUGGACAAAAAGAUUUGGUUCAAUUGAAACUAAAAGAUCUCAAUCAAUUUGUGAACAAUUAAUAGAAUUUUAUACAAAUCAAAUUAAUCAAAAUAAUAAUAAUAAUAAUAAUAAUUUGGAUGAUACAUUGGAAGGAAUAGGAUUAUUAAAUUUAUUUAGAUAUUAUAGUUCACAACAUGAUAAUUUAUUGGUAGAGAAUACUAUAAAGAAUUAUCCACAAUCAGUGGAAGUGUUGGUAGAUGGUUUGGUCGAGUACGAAGACCACUUUUUCUGUCAUUUCCAUAUGUUUGACGUACUUUGUAAAGUGGGUACACUACAACAAGUACAAUAUCUUGAUAAAAAGAUAUCAUUGUCACCCACAGACGGCGUACGACAAUCAAAGGCAUCACACAAAGCAAUGGAUUGGGCAGCAUCUCGACCAGAUUCAAAGGCUGCAUUUGAAAUUACAAGAUUCCUACACCUAAAUCGUGAUGAACAAUGUACACACCACGCAAUACAAGACAACAAAAACACAGAAGUGGUUUUAUACCUUAUCAAACACAAACCAGUCCUCCAACACUACUAUAGUAUCCAGAGUGCCAUCAUGUCGCUGGAUCUGUCGUUGAUCAAAUUUAUGCAAGAUCAUUAUCAAUACGUAGAUAUAAAGGGACAUAGAAACAGCCGACCAGUUGUGAUAUCUCGUUAUCUUGUUGACGAGAUGACAUCAAGUCUCUCUGAUGACAGCCUGUGCUCUAUGAUUACCUAUCUCUUUCAACACUUUCAGGAAGAGAUUUCUAUCUACACCAUGUUUGCCUCUGCAUGCUGUAAUGCUAGAAUGUCGGCUGUCAAACUACUCCAUUCUCUAUUUCCUCCCAGUCAAAGCAGUGGUACAGCUCUUGUCAGUGAAAGAGCACGAACUACUAUUCUAGAUGAUGCGUUCUUGGUUGGUGUGGAUGAUGAAAUAGUUGAUUUUCUCAUCCAGAAUAGACCAGACGUUCAAUUUGGAGAGGAUACAUGGACCUAUAUUGGAUCAAAAGGUACAAUCAACCAAUUGGAAAUGGUUAUAAAAGAACAUGCAAGUAGGAAUAAUAUUGGAUUGGCGGUGGUGGUGGACUUGGAUCAAGUUCAUCGUAUCAUAUUGACAAAUGCAAUCAAAUAUGAAAAUCAACCAACUCUCAAUACUCUUCAUUAUCUGUACUAUCGAUCAUUGGUUUCAGGUCGUGUAGAUAUUGCCAAAGCUAUUGGUGAGCGUUUAGUAGAAGACACUCAACACUUGCAAUUAUCAGAUCGAGAAUUGAAUCAUAUAUUCAUCUCAAGAAAAUUGGUUUCAUUACAAUACCUUGCACAAAUUGGGUCAAUCACUCAAUCCAUUUUAGAAUCUCAACCUUUUAUUCUUGCCAAUUUUGAUUCCAUUCAAUCAAAUACAAUUAAAUUAUUUCAACAAUUUAAUUUAAUAUUUCCAAGACAAACUAUUCAUUAUAGAGAUCAAGAUGAAGAAAAAGAAGAAAAAGAAGAAAAAGAAAAUAAGAUUCCACCUUUAUCAAUAUCUCAACCAAAUCCAACAUUAUUUUUAAAAAUAUUUAAAAAUAGUUAUUUAAUUUCAAAAAUAAUGUCAUUUACACAUUUACCAAAUCAAGAAAGAUUGAAUUGGAGUAGAAUAGAAGAAGCUAUUGAUAUUUUCAAUUUAUCACCAAAAUACUUUAAAUUGGUGUACAACAACAUGUCAACUGGAAAGAUUAAAAAUAUUGAUUCAGCAUUUAUAGAACGUGUCAUUACUUGUCGAGACUUGGAAAUAUACCGAUUGUUGUUAGAUGACCAUCUAGAUACUUUUACAUUUGACCAUAUCGUCACACUGGCAGGAUGCUAUGACAUUCAAAUGUUGGAUAUGCUAAUGUUGGCACUUGACCGUCAAAAGAAACAUUUAGAAAGAUCAAAAGGAACGAGACAAUUUGGUUGGAUAUCAUAUGACGCACAGGUGUUUACAUACAUGAUAUUCGCUCGAUACAAGUACUGUGACAUAUCGGAUUUAUUUUCUGGAUGCACUAUCACCAAAAAGUACACUCCAAAACCUGUCAUUGCCAAGAACAAAAUACUACGCGAGUUUGAUCAGUCGAGUUUUAACCAGUGUCGAGCAAUCAAUUCUCAUAAAUGGAAUGAACCAGAUCUCAGUGUAUACAUUGAUACAUAUGGUCUUCCAGACCCCGACACUCCACUCUUGAUCGAUCACACAGAGCUCACUGAAAACAUGCGUCAAGUCGAGCCGUCAUACUAUGAACUAAACAUACACGUGGAUUGGAGCAACUACUCUCACGACUUGUUCUUUUCCAAUAAUAUCGCUCCCUUUUACGCAUAUACUGGUAUGACUUGGCAUAAAUUGGUCAUGUCAUCUCCCUAUUGUGAUGGGUUUGAAAGAAUAUUUUCUUAUUUGUACCCAAUCCAUUAUCAAGACAAGGUCGACAAGUUAUUACAACAAUUCAACAACAAUCAGAAUGUGGAAUUGACAGAGGAGGAUAAAAAGUUUAUCUUUACUCUGCCAAGAGUAGACCCAAGUUUAAAUGUCGAUCAAAUGUACAAUUUCACAAAGUUGGUAUUACUCUACACAAAUCAAUCACUUCAACAAGAAGAAUUGGAGAUUGAUGAGGGUAGUACUGAGGAGUUUUGGGGGUCUUUGGCCCAUGACGCUGGUAACAGAUAUAUUCAGCCAAUGGGGUUCUAUUUCCCAACCUAUGCCAUUUUCCUCUUGGAGACUAUUAAAUCGGAUUGUCCAGUAAUAGCAGACUAUCUAUUUAACCAGAGAGAAGAUGUUGAAGCCCAAGUAAGAGUACAGAUUGAAAAUAUUAGAGGUCAUAUCAACCAAGUUUUCAAAAUCAUUCUAUAUAUUGGUACACCCGAUCAAUUUGAAGUGAUUAGACAAGCAUCAUUGGAAGGUGCACAACUAUUAAAAGCAUUUUUCAACAAAUCAACAACUCCCAACUGCAUAGAUAUGGAACCUUCAAUGUUGGAAUAUGUCAUUUCCAAGAUGGACAAGAUUAAUUUAGCCACUUAUUUACUAUCCGUUACCAAUGCCACUCCCAUUCAAUAUUCAACUCUUAAAAAUCUUUGGAUAUCAACUUUUCCCAAUGGAGCCCACUCUGGUUUCUUGCCUAAAUUUAAACCUAUCAAUUAUUCUUUAAUUCAAAUUUAUAAACAAGAUAAAGAAUUUUAUAAUAAAUAA